UGGAAGGGCUUCCCUCGUCCUCUGGAACAGCCCGCCAGCGAGGAGUGGCGAGCCGGGCGGGAAGCAAAGAGGAGGCGCCGCGUUUUCUAAAAAGGCAAGAAAGAAAGGAAGAGAGGAAGGGAAAAAAAAAAAAAUCCUCGGAGAGGCGCAGAGUGGACUCUGGCCCGGGAGAGCGCGAUCGGGCGCCGGAACGUGGACCGAGAGGCACCGGAAUGCAAACAAAGCUCGCGGGCGCCUGUGCAGGGCUCGCGGAGGAGCCCAGAAAGUUUGUUUUAUGAUGAUGGCUUGAGUGCGCGAGGGUGUGCAGGGGCGCGAGGCUGCCCAGGGGCUCUCCCGCGGAGUGAUUUGGGGGAGAGAUGUUUCUCCUAUGAACCCGAGGAGACUUGGGGGCUCGUGCUGUGGGGGGCACCUGUCUCAUUUUUACUCUUAUUAUUUUCUUUUUUUUUUUUUUGGAGGAGGAGGGGUUUCAACUCAUCAUGUCGAAAGUGAUCCAGAAAAAGAACCACUGGACUAGCAGGGUUCACGAAUGCACCGUGAAGCGGGGACCUCAGGGCGAGCUGGGGGUGACGGUGCUGGGGGGCGCGGAGAACGGGGAGUUUCCAUAUGUUGGAGCGGUGGCGGCCACCGAGGUGGCGGGGCUUCCCGGCGGUGGCGAGGGCCCGAAGCUGAGCGAAGGAGAGCUGCUUCUGGAGGUGCAGGGGAUCCGGGUGUCCGGUCUGCCCCGCUAUGACGUGCUGGGGGUCAUCGACAGUUGCAAGGAGGCCGUCACCUUCAAAGCCGUCAGACCAGGAGGGAGGCUCAUCCUUGGUACACAGUAA
Ictidomys tridecemlineatus (thirteen-lined ground squirrel) is the source of this 818-nucleotide messenger RNA. The record is from RefSeq and is a predicted model, not a curated record. Lineage: Eukaryota; Metazoa; Chordata; Mammalia; Rodentia; Sciuridae.